AUGUUAGGUCAGGGAAAGAGACUGGGGAUGGCGGUGGAAGAACAAAGUAAAGAGUUGGGUGAUUGCAAAUCUAGGUUGAAGGAGAAGGAGGAGAUUCUGGAACACUACAAGAGGCUUUUGGAGGAGAGCAAAGAUGCGAUGAAGGAGAAGGAGUCGGCGAUGAAUCGAUUGAAGGAGGUGAUCGAGGACAGGGAUGGAGAGAUUCGGCGAUUGAAGUUGAGGUUAAAAGAGGCGGGUGGUAGUGGCGGCAAUGGAAUUGGGACAACCAGAGGUGACGAAGAAUUGAAAGCGAUUAGGGAUCGUUUGGUCGCUAAAGAGAAACAGGUGGAUGAUUUCAAGGCGGCUGUCAAAUGCUUUUUCAGGACUGGCGGAUCUGGCGGGGACUGGCCGACUGGGUGA
Molecule: messenger RNA, 399 nt
Organism: Linum trigynum
Lineage: Eukaryota; Viridiplantae; Streptophyta; Magnoliopsida; Malpighiales; Linaceae
Source: the annotation of a GenBank genome assembly